Messenger RNA from Trichoderma breve, 729 nucleotides. RefSeq lists its product as uncharacterized. The coding region runs from base 1 to 729 and encodes 242 amino acids. The transcript has 2 exons. Lineage: Eukaryota; Fungi; Ascomycota; Sordariomycetes; Hypocreales; Hypocreaceae. Gene Ontology annotation, molecular function: nucleic acid binding; zinc ion binding. The record is from RefSeq and is a predicted model, not a curated record.
AUGAAGUUCAUGCAACGAGCUGUUGCGUCGGCUUCAUCUUCGCCACAACAAUCAGACGACAGCUCCCAGAACUCCAAAAAACGAAAGCUUAGACAUUCAGCGACCACGGCUGCGGAAGAACGAGUUAGCGCGUUGAUAGAUCAGGCAUCAAUUAAAGCAGCUCUCGAAGACCAGGAGGCAAAACGACAGGCAGCGCUGGCCCAACACACUGCGACCGGCGCGCAUUGGGUUUUGAACACAAAAUUGGAUAAAUUGAAUGCUGGCCGACCUUCAGAACCCUCUCUAAAUGUCGUUUAUGUCGGUUAUGGAGACAUCGAUUCAUCUAACGAGUCUGGCGGCGAAGACGCUCCUCAGAGUGGACGGACCUCGACGCGGAAACCCAAGAAGCCUAGCGCUAGCAAAGACGAGCGGCCAGAUGAAGAAUCAUCUAGUGACGAUGAAGACGACGAUGACGAUUCAGCCCCGAAGCGCAAGAGUAGACGUUUAGAUACUGGAGACAGCUCAAGUCGUUCUCAGUCGCGGUCAAGACCUCGAUUCAGCGAUGAAUCUAAAAAGGCCAAAGACUUCCGUGAGAAGCGAAAGAAGAAGGAGGUUCGAUUGAACAACAUCUCUUCUAUAUCUGCUGGCGGCGGUGGCGGCGGUGGCAGCCAGGCUUCAAUCAACUGCUAUGUCUGCAAACAGCCUGGGCACAAAGCAGCCAAUUGUCCCAAGGGAGCUUCCAGGAGAUGA